CCUUGGCUUGACGUGUGAUAGGAUAGGUCUACCUACGAUGUACAGUACUACACUACUAUUAGCCUGCCACAUGCGCCAGUGUUGUUGCCGCCGCCCCGGUGCGCUAUCGUUGGAAGGUUGGCGUUGGCUUCUCCUUCCGCCUCUCUUUCGGAUUUCGGAUUUCGCUUCAUUACUCGCAUUCUCUCAUCCCUCACCUUCCUCCUCCUCCUCAUCCUCCUCAUCCUCCUCCGCACUCUCCCCGAUUGCUUGCAUUGCACAUCCGAGAGUUUAUCAUUGCCCGCUUGCUGAGUUCGGCUGUCAUCAUCAUCAUCAACGACCACUACUGCUAUCAUUAACACCAACAACAUCUCAUUCUCCGCCAGCCAUUCAUUUCAUCGCAUUGACAUUGCAUUAUCCCCAAACAGCCAGCAACAAUAUCUUGCUACAUUUCUCUUUAUCCGUGUCUCCCAACCCCUGUGGUACCUACCUAGCUUCCCGCCCGCCACGCGCACGUACGCACGCAUCCAAUUAAUAUUUCCUACGCCAUCCCUCCUCUCGCCGUCCUACGCUCCCAAUUCAUUACCAUAAACCUAUCUACGUAUAC
Messenger RNA from Colletotrichum navitas, 583 nucleotides. RefSeq lists its product as uncharacterized. NCBI's taxonomy places the organism in Eukaryota, Fungi, Ascomycota, Sordariomycetes, Glomerellales, Glomerellaceae. The coding region runs from base 38 to 511 and encodes 157 amino acids. The transcript has a single exon. The record is from RefSeq and is a predicted model, not a curated record.